Messenger RNA from Peromyscus leucopus (white-footed mouse), 3450 nucleotides. It is a transcript of the gene Dcst1, whose product is annotated as DC-STAMP domain containing 1. The record is from RefSeq and is a predicted model, not a curated record. The transcript has 21 exons. NCBI's taxonomy places the organism in Eukaryota, Metazoa, Chordata, Mammalia, Rodentia, Cricetidae. The coding region runs from base 1272 to 3401 and encodes 709 amino acids. Gene Ontology annotation, cellular component: membrane.
AACGUCCCCAACAUAUAGAAAAUCUUCUCCCAUCGGGUCAGGAAGAUGGAGCCUGAAGGAGUAGGUGAUCAGGAGUGUGUUCCCCAAUUCUCUUGCUCAUAGAUCCCAACUCUUGGGGAGAUGCCCGUCUAUCAAGUUCAGCUUAAUUGCUCACCCAGAGGACAAAAAGAAAAGACUGUGAGGAGCAUGGCAAAGGGUAGGAGCACUCUUCGGGGCUGGGGGCUUGAUAGGAAGGCCUUGCAAGCUCUCCCUGGAACCAGUGGUCCGGACCCCCUGCCCCGGCUUGACUCCUACCUCCUGGGCAGCCUUCCUUUCCUAUUAGCACAUCCACCCCUCACGCCUCACCACAGAAAGCCUUCCCAGCCUCGCAUCCUUGCUCCAGGGUGCUCUCCUUGUCUCCCUCUCAGCCCGAAGCCCUCUCUCUUCCUCCUGGUCCCUAUGCUCCAAAGCAGGGUCAGGGAUACGGGCUGGGGAAGGCUUGGCUGCCCCAGGGCUCCUCUUCCCCACCCUCAGCACCCUGACCUGGUUGGAUGUAGCGUCUGGCCUCGUGAGAGCUGAGCGGCAGCACUGUGGGCAGCCCGGCCUCGGCGCGGACUGCCUCCAUGCGCAAGAAGCGGCUGGUGAUGUAGACGUUGUCAAAACUGUCCCAGUUCAGGAAGACUUGGAUGUACGUGGGGAUGACGCAGAACAUCUGGACCACUGAGAGUCGGGGAGCUCAGCGUGAGGACGGGGAGCAGAGAACCCAGCAUCCUUAGGGGCUCCAUAUCCAGUGCCCCCAGUGUGAUCCCGUACCCAGCUUUCCGACACACCCUGCAUUCUCACACCCCACUCCAGCCCCGUGUGCAUGCCCUCCCGGCAGGGAAGCCCUGGCUCUCUCACAGCUGGCAAGUCCACAGAGCACCAACUUGAAGGGCAUGACCACGAAACACAGGAACUGGUCGGUGGUAGACAUGCUGGGUAGAGUGAGACCUGAGGAGGCCUGGAGAGGGACUAGGAGAAGGAGACUGGGGGCAUUUUGACCUCCCAAACCAGACAUGCAACACACCUACCUACAUGCUUCACACCAUCCAUGAUGGACCGGAAGAACCUGCGUACCCGGGAGGGAGUACCAGGCGGCUCCCAGAGAGGAGGGAGCCUGGGUGCUGGGGUGUGAGAGUAAUCAGGUGAAGAAGAGGCUGGGAGCAAGGGGAAGAAGACUGAGCUGGACAGGAAAGCGGCGUCCCGGGCCCAGCCACUCAGCCCGGGAACCUCCGGACAGACAGCCGUCGAGGAUGAAAAGGGCUCCUGAGAAUGGACGGAGGACACAGCAUCAGAACGGAGCAGGAAAGCCACAGAGGAAGCCACCCCACACGACCAUACAGAUGCUCCUACGCUGGGCUCUUCCGGUUUCCUGGAGUCGGUUCCUAUGGCGCCAGCCAGGGGAGUUUCCUGCCACUGCUUUCCUGCUGGGAGCAGGCACUGGUGGGCUCCUGGCCAUAGGUCUCUUUCAGCUCCUGGUGAACCCCAUGAACAUCUAUGAGGAGCAGAAGAUGGUGGCGUUGUAUAGCCUGGCAAGCUUUGGGGCCAUAGGCUGGGGGACCUCCCCCCACACUCGCUGUGCCAGUGUUCUCUUGGUACCCAAGAUGCUGGGCAAAGAAGGCAGACUCUUUGUCCUGGGAUACGCUUUGGCUGCCAUCUACAAAGGGCCAGCAGCCAACCUGCAGUACAAUAUCAACGAAGUGAUAGCAUCCCUGGGCUGCACCGUGGAGCUGCAAAUCAACAACACCCGAGCGGCCUGGCGCGUCUCCACGGCCCCUUUGCGGGCGGUGUUCAAGGACCUGCUGGACAGCAAAGAGGCAUUGAAAGCGGAGACUUGGAACAUCUCGACCUCCUUUGAGGACCUGGAUGCCCAGGUGAGGAGUGAUAUGGGCUACUCUCCUGAGGAUGCCAAGGACACUCCAGGCACAGAGGCCCAAGGAGUCCCCCGAGGCCGACUCCACCUGUCCACACAGAUGGUGUACGAGCUGAAGACCAAACUGCGCUGCUCUCAUCUGGUAAAUAGGGCCAUAACCAGCUGCCAUCUUUGGUUUGAGAAAAAGUAUCAACAAUGCAUGCAGCGCAUCUGGGUCCCACUUCUGAACCACCUGCUCUGCCUACCCAUGAAGUUCAAGUUCUUCUGUAGCGUCGCCAGGGUGAUAGAGAUUUGGUGUCACAAGCGCAUCCCAGUGGAAGGCAACUUUGGGCAAGCCUAUGACUCGCUCAACCAGUCUAUUCACGGUCUAUAUGGAGAAUUUUCAGCCAAUAUUGACAUUAAGGAGGAGAAGCAGGCUGCAGUGGUGGGUGUCAACAUGAGCUGGGAGCGCGUGAGCGUCGAGGUGCGGGACUAUGUCCGCCAGCAGGAGACCCAUCUGCGCUGGGCAGCGGGACUGUUUCAUGUGCUCCUGACCUGCACCUUCCUGCUGGUCUUCCACGCGUCCUUCUCUUACCUGGAUAGCUAUAACUGGGACAUCCGCUUUGACAACAUCUACAUCAGCACCUACUUCUAUCAAAUCGAUGAGCGCAGGAAGAAGCUGGGCAAACAGAGUCUGUUGCCACUGAGAAAAGCAGAAAAGAGAUUCCUUAUCUUCCCUUUCAAGCCCUCUAUCCAGGCCUCAGAAAUGCGAAAUGUGGCAAGGGAGCUCCUAGAGACACUGCCCAUCCUGCUGCUGCUGCUGGUGCUGUGCGGGCUCGACUGGGCACUCUAUUCCGUCUUUGACACCAUCCGCCGACAUUCCUUCCUGCAGUAUUCCUUCCGCAGUAGUCACAAACUGGAGGUGAAGGUCGAGGGAGACUCCAUGCUGGCCAGGCUGCUUCGGAAAACCAUCGGAGCCCUGAACACCACCUCGGACACAGCCGUGGAAUCCAACAACAUGCCCUGCCUGCCCCAACCCAUAGGCCUGGAUGCCAGGGGCUACUGGAGGGCAUCACUGCCAACCAUCCUGCUUGUGUGUCUCUGCCUGGUCCAAGCUUUUGGCUACAGGCUCCGGAGAGUCAUUGCAGCCUUCUACUUCCCCAAGCGAGAGAAGAAGCGGGUUCUGUUCCUCUACAAUGAGUUACUGAGGAAGAGGGCAGCUUUCACUAAAUUGAGGAGGGCCGCCAUUGUUCGACGGGCACGUCGGCAGAGGGCCCCGCGCCCCCACCUGGUGGACACUCUGUACCGCCGGUGCCCUCUCCUGCGCCGCUUGACGCGUCGGCGCUGCGUCGUGUGCCAGGCACCGGAGACGCCCGAGUCCUACGUGUGCCCCACUCCGGACUGUCAGGCCGUGUACUGCCAGUCGUGCUGGGACGACAUGCGACGGCGGUGCCCGGCGUGCACGCCCGUCGAGGAGCUCUCUUCCUCCGCCUACAGCGACAGCAACGACGACGCCGUCUACGGCGAGUGAAGAAGGGAUGCGGCUCGCCGCCUUGCUCAAUAAAGUGUGAUGCACGCUC